AUGCAAGCCCUUCCACCAUCACCAAAAUCACGAAGUCCCGAACCAGAACCCAACGACUCUUCAGCAUGGAGCCGUCUCAUCACAAGCUUCUCCCGCGCCCCAUCGCGCCAUGACAGCCUGAGCAGCUACGGCAGCUACGCCUUCAACGGGCGGCUGUUCAACAUGAGCAAAGCAAACUACAACUCUGCCAACACAGCGCUAGCGCGAGAAUUGAAGAACCGGCACUUGCAGAUGAUUGCGUUUGGCGGAUCUAUCGGAACGGGUCUUUUUGUCGCGUCGGGUGUUGCGCUGUAUCGCGGGGGCCCUGUCUCGCUGCUGUUGGCGUUUAUCAUCAUGGGUGCUAUGCAGUUCUUUACGAUGCAGGCGCUGGGGGAGUUGAGUGUUGCGUUUCCGGUGGGAGGGUCUUUUGCGAAUUAUUCGACGAGGUUUUUGGAUCCGAGCUGGGGUUUUGCUAUGGGUUGGAAUUAUACGCUGCAGUAUCUCAUUGUGCUGCCUCUUGAGAUCAUUGCAGGAGCAUUUACGACGAAUUACUGGAAUCCCAACGCCAGCAAGAGCAUUUUCAUCGUACUCUUCUUCAUUCUCAUCCUUGGUAUCAAUCUCCUCGGGGUCAAAGGCUACGGCGAAGCUGAGUUCGUCUUCUCAGCCGUCAAAGUCACAGCCAUCGUAGGCUUCAUUCUUCUCGGUAUAAUCAUCAACAUCGCAGGUUCCCCAGAAGGAGACUACAUCGGCUUCACACGGUGGCAAAACCCCGGUGCCUUUCACAACGGUUUCAAAGGUUUCGCGAGCGUUUUAGUAACAGCAACCUUCUCCUUCGCCGGCACAGAAAUGGUCGGUCUCGCAGCAGCCGAAACGAGCAAUCCGAAAAAGUCCCUCCCCGCAGCAGUGAAGCAAGUCUUUUGGAGAAUUUCUCUCUUCUACAUUCUCUCGAUUUUACUCAUUGGACUACUGGUGCCGUAUAAUGAACCGAGAUUGCUAGGGGCCAAGUAUGGUUCUGAUGCAGCGGCUAGUCCGUUCGUGAUAGCGAUUGAAAUGAGCGGCUCGGAUGUUUUGCCGGAUAUUAUGAAUGCUGUUAUUCUGAUAUCGCUGAUCAGUGUUGGGAAUACAGCUGUGUAUGCGUCGUCACGGACGUUAGCCGCGUUGGCGGAGCAGUCACUUGCCCCCAAGAUGUUUGCGUACAUUGAUCGAACUGGACGACCUCUCGUUGCGAUUAUUUGCUGCGGUUUGCUAGGUUUACUAGCAUUCACCGCCAACUCCAAGAUCCAUAACGAGAUCUUCAAUUGGCUCCUUGCGAUUAGUGGGCUAAGCACGCUCUUCACAUGGAGUUCCAUCUGCGUCUGUCAUAUUCGCUUUCGAAAAGCAUGGGCGCUAUCAGGGUAUAAUGUCUCCCAACUUGCCUUCAAGUCGCAGGUUGGAGUUUGGGGAUCAUGGGUUGCACUCGCAGCUUACGGAACAGUUCUGGUUCUUCAGAUCUGGGUUGCUAUAUCGCCGAUCCAAGCGGAGGGUGAAGACCCCCUCACGACUUUAAAGACACCGUGCAUGCAAUCUGCAGUUGUGAACUGGUCGUAUUGGCGUAUCCGUGCUGAAAUUGCUCGCCAGAUGACUCACGGCCGACGUCAUAAAGGAAACGUAGAGCCUCAUGAAUCACCCAAGUCGUAUCGCUUAACCAUUCUUCCAGGCGCUGCAGCAACAAUGGCAGCCCAUACAUUCUGGCAGUACAUCCGCCUCAAAGCAAUCAUCACUUUCAUCCGUCUGAUAAACUACAUCUUCACGCGUCCUCACUUCACGCCUUCACCAACAUGCACCCGCAAACUCAUCCGCAUUCCCUCCCGCGACUUCAACCGCUUCAUCAACGCUUGGAUCUACUACCCAAACAAUUACGCCGACACUAGAAAAUAUGGUCUCGUGAUCAAUUGGCACGGCGGUGCUUAUACCCUUCCAAAUCUCGGCAUGGACCAUCAAUUCUGCGAGCGAAUAGCCACAGAGAACAAUGUCUUGGUUCUCGAUGCUGAUUAUCGCAAGGCGCCUGAACAUCCUCUUCCUGGAGCUGUUGAAGACGCCGAAGAUACUUUCAGAUGGGUUGAGAGCCAGGCACAAAUGUUUGAUCUUGACAGAGUUGCUUUGUCGGGGUUCAGUUCUGGAGGAAACCUAGCGCUUGUUGCAUCAUCUGAACUAAGGCGUGAGCUCAAGGUGAACAUCAGGGCUGUAUACGCUUUCUACCCAGGCGUUGAUCUCUCCAUUCCACCGGAAGAGAAAACAGUUCCGAAACCCAUCCGACCUCUUCCCGUGUCUUUCCAGCAUCUUCUCGCUGACGCGUACGUACCGCGCAUUGAAGACCGCAAGUCGCCCAAAGCAUCGCCCAUGUACGCCGAGGGAACCUCCUUUCCGAAGCAUGUUAUGCUUGUUGCUUGUUCUGGGGAUAUCUUCACGCCAGAGAUUGAAGUUUUCGGAAAGAAGUUGGAGCGGGCUGGUCGUUGUGUUGAGAUCGUCAGGGUUGAGGGGGCUCAUGGAUGCGAUAAGACUACAAAUCCGAGGACGUUUAGGCCUGAGGCGAGAGAUUUCGCGUAUGCUAAGGUCGUACAGAGCUUACACGGUGUUAUGCAAUAA
Messenger RNA from Fusarium tjaetaba, 2604 nucleotides. Its product is annotated as amino acid transport GAP1. Gene Ontology annotation, molecular function: amino acid transmembrane transporter activity; hydrolase activity. Gene Ontology annotation, cellular component: membrane. The record is from RefSeq and is a predicted model, not a curated record. The coding region runs from base 1 to 2604 and encodes 867 amino acids. NCBI's taxonomy places the organism in Eukaryota, Fungi, Ascomycota, Sordariomycetes, Hypocreales, Nectriaceae. The transcript is spliced from 5 exons. Gene Ontology annotation, biological process: amino acid transmembrane transport.